Drosophila elegans is the source of this 2941-nucleotide messenger RNA. It is a transcript of the gene Ptpmeg2, whose product is annotated as tyrosine-protein phosphatase non-receptor type 9. Gene Ontology annotation, molecular function: protein tyrosine phosphatase activity. The record is from RefSeq and is a predicted model, not a curated record. Lineage: Eukaryota; Metazoa; Arthropoda; Insecta; Diptera; Drosophilidae. Gene Ontology annotation, biological process: protein dephosphorylation. The transcript is spliced from 8 exons. Bases 151 to 2601 code for a protein of 816 amino acids.
CAGUCGACGCGUGUUCAUCUCGUUUCAUCCGCCCCGUGCGUUCGUAUCUGUUUUUUUGUGAUGUGGAUUUAAAUUAUACAUUAUUUAUUUGUUUUUGUGUGUGCAAUAGUGUGUUCGUUCUAGUUGUGUAUUUGCCUAAAAUGCCUAAAAAUGCAGCAAACGCAAUGGAAUAAAGACAAGCCGGAGGAUAAGAAAAACAACAGCAGCAGGAGUAACCAGGACAACGGCUGUCAUCAGCGUCUCUUUUUGUGCAUUGCCAAGGCUGUGAAACAAUUCAUUGAUCUCUGCAACAAUCUGGGUGCCAACUGCAGCACGACGACAGCCACAUCCCCGUCAGCUUCCACCUCCACAGCCAGCAGCACUCAGAACUUAAUAGCAGCUGUGCCGCCGCCGCCACAGCCGCAGGUGCAGGUGCAAUUAGCGGCGCCUGUGAGGCGCCACAUCUCACAUACGACGGCCGUCAAGUUUCUGUACGCCCGCAAGUUCGACAUACCGCGAGCGGUCUCACUGUACGAGCAGCAUGAGCAGAUACGACAGAAGGAGUAUCUCUAUAACAUCGAUCCGGAUGUGGAACCCCUGCGCUCCGAGCUGCAGACCGGCAAGUUCACAAUCCUGCCCGCACGCACCUCCAGUGGAGCGGCCAUCGCCCUGUUCACCGCCAAUCGACACAGUCCGCUGAGCGUUUCGCACACGACCACGCUGCAGGGCAUCGUCUACCAGCUGGACAGUGCGCUCCAGGAUUCGGAGACGCAGCGCGCCGGCCUCGUCUUCAUCUACGACAUGAGCGGCUCCAAGUAUUCCAACUUUGACUACGACCUCUCCCAGAAGAUUCUCACGCUGCUCAAGGGCGGCUAUCCGGCGCGUCUGAAGAAGGUGCUGAUCGUGACGGCGCCGCUGUGGUUCAAGGCACCCUUUAAGAUCCUGCGUCUGUUUGUGCGCGAGAAGCUGCGCGAGCGAGUGUUCACUGUAUCGGUGCCGCAGUUGGCGCUGCACGUGCCGCGCAAGGCGCUGCCCAUUCAUCUGGGUGGCACGCUGGAGGUCGAUCACGCCACAUGGUUGCUCACCUGCCGCCAAUCGAUGACGAAUCGUGAGGACGAGCUGCUGGCCAAUAUUGUGGUUGGUGGUGCUUCCGUUGGCACUGCAGCCACCAGCACCACCAAUGGCACGGAACUAGAGGCCGCCGCCACAGCAACGGGUGCCACGAUAAUCAGUGCCGUCCACCAACUGGGCGACAACAAUACCACCGUGGUGACGGUCAGCAAUGGCGUGGGUCCAGCUGGAUCAGCUGGAUCAGCAGGAUCAGCUGGAGUGGGAGGAGUAGGAGGAGGAGCAGCAACUGCCGCAGUUGAACCCAACGAAAACAUCACAAUCAAUGGACUGAGUCCUAGCCACCGCAGCAGUAGCAGUACCGCCACCUCGGCCACAGCCACAGCCACAUCCAAUCCUCUCAAGCUCAACACAAGUGGUGCGGCGGAUAGCAACAGUAGUAGCAACACCACCAACACCACUAGCACCACCACCACAGUUGCAGGCGCAGCUGGAGCAGCAGCUGGUGCCAGCACCACCACAACCAACGGCGAAUUCUGGUCGGAGAAUCCACCGAGCAGCGCCUCGUCCGGCUUCAGUGACGACGACAGCCUGGCCGGACAGGAGGGCGAUCCCAAGCCCAUCGAUCAGAUUGUCCAGAUGGUGAAGGCGCGCGGACGCCAUGGGCUGAUCAAGGAGUACGCGGACAUACGGAAUAGGGCGCCAGAGGGCACCUUUCUGCAUGCGAGGAUGCGCGUCAACCUGACCAAGAAUCGCUACACAGACGUCCUCUGCUACGAUCACAGUCGAGUGGUGCUGGCACACGAAGACGGCGACGAGCCGUCCGAUUACAUAAAUGCGAAUUUCGUCGAUGGCUACAAACAAAAGAAUGCCUAUAUUUCAACUCAAGGUCCAUUACCAAAGACAUCCCAGGACUUUUGGCGCAUGAUCUGGGAGCAACAUUGUUUAGUUAUAGUAAUGACGACGCGCGUGAUGGAGCGCGGACGCGUGAAAUGCGGCCAGUACUGGGAGCCGACUGAAGAAAGUUCCUUAGAGUUUGGCGACUACCAUGUGCGAACAAUUAGCGUUGAGUGCAACGAGGACUAUAUGGUUGCCUCGUUGGAAUUGAGAAACAUAAAGACUGACGAAACACGCAAUGUCUCACAUUGGCAGUUUACCAGCUGGCCGGACUAUGGCGUGCCCAGCUCGGCCAUGGCCAUGCUAAACUUUCUGCAGAAGGUGCGUGAGAAGCAGGCGCAGCUGGUGAACGCACUGGGCGACACCUGGGCGGGCCAUGCCCGCGGACCGCCCAUUGUGGUGCACUGUAGUGCAGGCAUUGGACGCACAGGCACAUUCAUCACGCUGGACAUUUGCAUAUCGCGACUGGAGGAUGUGGGCACGGCGGAUAUACGCGGCACCGUGGAGAAGAUCCGAUCGCAGCGUGCCUACUCCAUCCAGAUGCCCGAUCAGUAUGUGUUCUGCCACCUGGCCCUCAUCGAGUACGCCUAUUCGCGCGGCAUGCUGCAGACCGUCGAUCUGGCUGGCUUCGAUGAGCGUGAACAGGACUCGGAGUAGGAGCUAGGCAGUCUGAAUGGAAGAGAGCAAACAAACAACACUUGUAUACAGAAUAAUUUUAUGUUUUACCUUUGCUAAAAUUGAAGUUGUGUAACUUUUCGACUAGAUGUUCGUCCUGUAAUGAUGUGUUAUAUGGAUAUAUUUAUAUAUAUAUAUAUGAUGCGAUACGAUACGAGAUGGAGAGCAACUAUACGGAGCACGAGCAGGAGAGUUGAGAAAGUGUGUAGAGAGUAGAGUAACCAAUUUACGUUAAUCUAUUAUUUUUUUUUUAAAUAUUUAAACAUACCAUGCUAUAGUUGUGUAGCAAAAACGUUUAUAAAUAAACAUUAUUUAAAUUAAA